GGCGAAAGUGAAGAAAAACUUUCCAUGGGCUCAUUGACUACAGAUCAGUUGUCGCAAAAGCUUAAGCAGCAUAUAGAACGGAUCAGUGAGUUACUGCAAGUUCAUGAUAUACCAGACGUAAGUUCCGUAAAACGCUUUAUUGAUAUAAACCGUCAUUUUUACAUUUUUAAUUUUCUCUUUCUUUUUAAUGCGUCUUUCUUCGACUUAAAAACUACAACUCAUGAACCUUUGAUCGUACCAAACAAGCUGUAACCAUGGCCACAGCUAUUAAUAAUAUAUUAACAUCAUCAUCACUGGAAAGGCCAUAUAAUCGUUUUGAUUCUGCAGGCUCUGGAGUAAUGAAUUAUAUCAGUCUAAGUUUAUGGUAUGAAAAUUAUUGCCGUUCCUUGAAUUUGUGUCGGCAUUACGCUGAUUUAGCAACAGAACGGGAACUUCAGUUGACAACGGCGCGCGCAAACCAAACAACUGGCUUGACCAAUGGCAGAGCGGCAAAAUGGGCACCCGAAGUCGUGUUUAGUUCUUUCCCCGCGCUUUCCUGUCGUCAACUGACGUUCCCGUCCUGUUUUUAAAUCAGCCUAUUUUUAGGACCGACACAUGAUGUAACAAAACGCGCCUUUUCCCUAUUAACUUUGUUUUAUACGAACUAAAUUUUAUGCCUAGUUUUAAAUUAUCUUUAUUUCUCAUAAUCAUUUAAAGACCUAAUUGGCUAUUUUUGCCUACUUAAAAAUUCUGAAUGUUGAAUAACUGUGCUAAAAAAUGGGGUUCAAAAUAUAAUUUUUCAUUUAAACUGCACAGAAUUCGUUUUCUCGUCCGUCUGGGACCUAUAGUGACAACUUUUGCCAUUUGCCAAUCCUUAUAAACUGCAGUGUAAGAUAAUCAAGACCGAAAAUGUUUUUAAAAGUUUAUUGAUGUUUUUUUGUUCUGUUUGUUUGUUUGUUUCUGGUAACAGCCUGAAAUGCUAAACGUAAAGCAAGAGGAGGUCAUAGAUUGUGAUGCUGCUCAAAACGUUCUGGAGGUCAAAGGCAUGCCAAAAGUUAUGGAAUUAAAAGAUCUCGGAAAAAACUCAGGCUCGAGUUCUUCGAAUGUGGCGGAGGUGGGGUCGAGUGUUUAUAAAGGCAAUGAUGAGUUUGCUACUUGCAGGAAUGCAGAAGAGCAA
Messenger RNA from Porites lobata, 1156 nucleotides. The record is from the annotation of a GenBank genome assembly. Lineage: Eukaryota; Metazoa; Cnidaria; Anthozoa; Scleractinia; Poritidae.